Lycium ferocissimum is the source of this 510-nucleotide messenger RNA. Its product is annotated as zinc finger protein ZAT12-like. Gene Ontology annotation, biological process: response to chitin. Bases 1 to 510 code for a protein of 169 amino acids. The transcript has a single exon. Lineage: Eukaryota; Viridiplantae; Streptophyta; Magnoliopsida; Solanales; Solanaceae. The record is from RefSeq and is a predicted model, not a curated record.
AUGACAUUGAAGAGAUGUAGAGAAGAAUUAUUAGCAGUUUCAGUGGAGAAACUAGCAAUGGCGAAUUGUGCGGAUAUCAUGAAGAAGAAUGAAUCAUUAGGAAGACAUAAACUCUUCGAGUGCAAGACAUGCAAGAAAAAAUUUGAUUCGUUUCAAGCACUUGGCGGGCACAGAACAAGUCACAAGAAUACAACAAAUAAGCUCAUGAUGGCGAGUACUAAUCUCACCGAUGAUUUAUUACCUGUUAAGCCCAAAAAACACAAAUGUUCCUUUUGUGGCGAAGAGUUCGCUUUGGGCCAAGCUUUGGGUGGACACAUGAGAAAACAUCGCAAUGAGUUGAAUCAACUUGAGCAAAAGAACAAGAAAUCGAAGGAGAAUCCAAAGAGAGGUGAAUUUGCAGAAUUUGUUCACAAGAAAAAUGAUUUGGGUGACGAUGGAGAAACUUUGGUCUUGGAUUUGAAUUUGACGCCGUAUGAAAAUGAGUUAAUGACUGGGAUAAUUCCUGUUUAG